Messenger RNA from Magnusiomyces paraingens, 1884 nucleotides. RefSeq lists its product as uncharacterized. Lineage: Eukaryota; Fungi; Ascomycota; Dipodascomycetes; Dipodascales; Dipodascaceae. Bases 1 to 1884 code for a protein of 627 amino acids. The record is from RefSeq and is a predicted model, not a curated record. Gene Ontology annotation, molecular function: protein dimerization activity. The transcript has a single exon.
AUGGACGCAAGCCUCAGACGAGAGGCUCUGCAGGAUUUUGAUUUCUCUGAAGACUUUCAUACAGCUUUUUCUCAUAUCCCUCUCGAUAUUCCACCCUCUGCUCUAUUCCCAAACCCUCCAUCUGUUUUCCUAGAAGAUGGAAAUGACCAAGAACAUAUAUCAGUGCCAGGUCCAAUACCACAUCUUUCAUCUCUCUCAGAAUCCUCCUCUUCUUCCUCUUCAUCGUCAUCAUCAUCAUCAUCAUCAUCAUCCUCGGCACCUCUCCGCCCAAGUACAACCCCAAUGCUCUCGGCUCUAGUUUCUCCUCAAUUUCUCUCGGCUACAAAUUCUCUUCAAAAACAUCCAGAACAAACUUCAUCUGCUCCCUUACCAGACCCUCCCAUCAAUGUUUCCAUCAUGUCUCACAGCUCUUCUACAAUACCUGAAAUUACGCCGCCGCUGGGUUCGGAUCCUUUUAAUCUAAUUCAGCCCCAGCCUGAUUCAGCAGCACCCCUGCUCAAUGAGCAUGAGUCGCUUAUGAUUGCUCAGUUCUUUGACAAACUCAACGGUGAUCCAGACUUCCUCUUUGACCCAAAAAUCGAUACCUCUCUCAUGAAUUUCAGCACUGGCCCUGUUAAACCUCUUUUUCAUCCUUCACCUCCUCAGCAACCCUCGCUUUCUCCAACCCAACCUUUAAAUCAGCAUAAUCACCAACAAACUUUGCACUUGCAACAUCAACAAAAACAGCAGCAACAACAUCAACAGCAACAGCAACAAACUUUACAGCCCCUAAACCAAAUACAACCGUUACAAACAUUACCACAACAGUCUCAACCUACAAAAUCUUCUCUAAGGUUUGGAACAGAUCCAAGUUUCCAGCAAGGCAAGUUCGACCCGGACCUUUCUCUUUCUUCUACAAUUCGUUCACGUACUGCUGUUUUCGAUGGCCCAGCCGCCGAUGAAUCUCAUCCAUCACCAUCUUCUGCUGCUGCUGCUGCUGUCCUCCCCCCGAUUCAAGGCCCAGAACCGCUUCCAUUAAUUAAAAAUGACUCCAAUUCAGUUCCACAAACAGGAAGUGGCCAUGCAGCAAGCCCAUUUACCUCCAGUGAUGAGCUCUCGCUUGCUCUUGAUACCCUCGUCAAACUUUCUUCUCAUGCGGCAGCAAAAUUCGCUGUUGAUGCUAAUUCUGGUAAACGGAAACUCGAGGAAACUGAACUUGAUGGGCAUAUUACUACUGAUGGGUCGAUAAAUACCCCGCCUAGCAAGAGGCCAGCCGUGGCUACAUUGAUUCGGUCGGCAGAAAAUGCAGCAGGUCCAUUAUCUUCUUCAUUAACAUCAUCAUCAUCAUCACCAUCAGCAUCUCGACAUAUCCCCCUUUCUGUGUCUAACGGCACUACCAGCAUGAUUUCUAAUGUAAACACAAAUCCUCAUCAACUAGAAACCAUGCCGUCAACCUUACUGCCGCCAUCGUCGCAAACCCAGGACAAUAUCAAGAAAAAAAAAAAAGCAGUUGCACCAAAAUCCAGCAACACUGCCAAAAACUCGUCUCGUUCAUCCUCUGUAUCCUCCAAUCCAUCCUUCUCACGACCAAAACGCGAGAACUUGUCCGAGGAUCAAAAGCGCAUCAACCACAUUUACUCUGAAAAACGGCGGCGCGACCUCAUUAAAUCCCAGUUCCAGGAAAUGUGUUCGCUGGUCCCAAAACUUGCAGGCUCAUCUGCAUCUGCAGCAUCCAAGUCAAAGAGCGUAGUGCUCAACGUUGUCUACGAGUACUUGUUACAUAUGAUAGACUCAAAUAACCGGCUCCGCAGUGUGCUGACCCAACACGGUGUCAGUCUUGCAGCUAUACCAUCAGCGUGCGAUAUGCGCAGUAAUCCAGAUGAAGCUGAUCCUCUGGCCAUGUAA